AUGUUCAUCAAACCAGGGCGCUUGUGGGCGCUUCUGUUUCUUGCUCUAGUUGUGCAGCUCGCGACUUCUCGCCAUGUUCGGAUCACGGCGCGACAGGACAGUGGCGAGAUCUCAACCACAGCAACAGACUCGGAGCCCCAGCGAACAACAGAGGUGACGGGGUCGAACGAGGAAGACUCUCGCACCGGCGACCAAACCACGGAAACGCCUACGCGAAGCGAGGAUGAAGCUACAUCGACGUCGACAGAUGCUUCAGAGACCCCGACAGCGACCGUGGGCCCAGAUAAGCCCUUCGACAACUCGACCUUUUACGACAUUGAUAUUCCCGACGGAGAGCUCCCUCUUACUCCCAAAAUAACGCCUGGUUGGGGUGUUGCUGGUGCUUUCAUGCUCAUCACGGGUGUUAUAUACACCUUGGUCGGCAUUCGCAAUCGAUACAUCCAUACUUUCUUCUCCACGGCCUUCCUCGUGGCACUCGGCAUCGCAGUGCUCAUCGUGUACGUUAUGAACGUUCCCGUGAGCCGGGCGCUGCAAGGUGGUUACGUUGCGGCAGUUAUCAUUCCUGGUUGCAUUGUCGGAGUUGCCUCCAUCUUCUUCAAAGAGUUGACUGAAGGGCUGGGCUGCGCCCUCGGCGGUUUCUGUGUGAGCAUGUGGCUCAUGUGCCUGGUCCCAGGUGGAUUGCUCGGCUCAGUACCAGCCAAGGCUAUCUUCAUCGCCGCCUUCACGUGCGUUGGCUUCGCUUUCUACUUCAGUAGGUAUACCCGCGACUGGGCACUCAUCACCAUGAUCUCCUUCGGUGGAGCUACCGUGACGGUCCUGGGGAUCGACUGUUUUAGUAGAGCAGGCCUCAAGGAAUUCUGGGCCUAUGUCUGGCAGCUCAACACGAACUUGUUCCCGCUAGGCGCGGAUACAUACCCCGUCACCAAGGGUAUCCGAGUCGAAACAGCCGCAAUCAUCAUCAUUUUCCUCGUCGGUAUCAUUUCGCAGAUCAAGCUCUGGCGCAUCGUCCGAGACAAGAGACAGAAGAGAGCUGCUGAGAGGGCCGAGGGCCAGCGCACACUUGAACAGGAAGAAGCAGUUGUUGGGCGGCAGAUCGAGGAAGCCAACGCACGCGAGCGAAGGGAAUGGGAAAGAGCGCAUGGGGACGGCGAACUCGGGAGCUCUACGGCAUCACGCAUUUCCGGGGAUGCGGGCAGCGAGAAGAAGCUGGCAGGCAGCUAUGGGCACCAAUCUGAAGUGGAAGUCAUUGAGAUGGGGGACAUGCCGGAAUUGGACCGUGGCCGAGACGGACCAGAACCCCUCACAGAGAAAGACGCCGAUGGAAAGGUUAUUAUUCGGGUCGCUGCCGAUGAUGAUAUAGAGUGUCGACCAAGGUCGCCCAGUAUUGCGCCGUCCGCGGGCCCCCGUGGGGUCUCAUCUUCCGGAGCCAACCUCCAAAGGCAGUCUCGAAUUACAGUUGGCUCGGCGCCUGAAGUUGUCCCCUUACCUUUUACGGUUCCUGAGCAACCUGAAGGCCUCGACGAAUCCAAGUCUUGCGACUCGCCGACUGAGCGAUCUUCCGUGGCGACCUUUGCUGAUGAGCAGGACGAUGUCGACGUCAAGGCCCAUGGUCGUCACUCCUACUUGGCAAAACGACUAUCUCAGGGAUCAUCGAAGCUGCUGCGGAACUUGUCGACUCAUUCUGCGCCCAAAAGAGACACGUCUACAGCGGAACACGGCGAGAGCUCAGAAGAUUUGGUAAUUCCUCAUGGCGACCGAGGCGACGACGAUUCUUCCAUAGCCGCAACGCUGGACAACCAGAGUCUUGACGAUAGUCAUCGAAACUCGGUGGUGGACGCAGAGCCCAGCCCAGAGAUCGUGGUCACCGCACGCCUGUCCGGGCCAGAAGCUCAGGUCGACCGCGCAGCACGAAGCAGCUUAUCCGAAGACGAGAAGGUACAGGCGCAGAGCUUGCGUCCAGUUUCUACGGAAGCUGGUUGGGCUUCAUUGGAAGCUUCGAGCAGAGCGCCAGGUGGAGGCGAGACGCCGACUGUCGCUGCCAGCCGCAUAGAUGAACCAGAAUCCUCGCAGAACGACCAACCAGACAAAGCAAAGUCUGUCUCGUCUGGCCUGUCCUCACGGCACAGUCUCACCAAAGACCGACUGCCUCGCUCAUUGUCGAAAGUAGCACUCUCCUACCGCACCAAUGAGUGGGCAAAGCAUCUCAGCUACGCUGACGCCCCUGAGCCCGAUGAGCUACAGGUCACCGAAGCUGUGAAGCCGACCAAGGUCAAAUCGAAGAAGGAGCGCCCAGCCCCGGUCAAUUUGGAGGAACUACAGCAAACCACGGAAGAUGGUAUCCCACCCCUUUCGAAUGUUCGCUCUGACUCGCGACUCCACCCCAGAGAUUCGCGACAAGGCCUUUCACCCAGCUUGAGUGCGCCAGUGGGCACUCCUGAGCAGACCUUAAGCCCACCGCCGCAACAUUCCACAGGAAGCGGCAUGCUCCGCCCGUCCUCCUCAUUAAUGGGGUUGCCUAAGUCAUGGACAAACUUCGAACCCAUUGCGGAGGAGCAUGACUUGCCCCCCAAUGCACAAGACUAUUCGGCCACGCCAGUCUCCGAAAAUGCCGACACGCGCUCGCUUGCGGCCAGUCCACGUCCCGAGUCCCGAAGGGCAUCUGUCGUGCCAGCCGUCGUCUCCUACUCGAAUCCCCAAACGCUGCUGGGCCAACGCGAGAUGUUCCUGCGUAGCAAGUCCCAAGGCAACCUUCUUCCUCAAACCCCAGAGUUUCAAGGUCGUCCUUCAAGUGACGCCGGCUCAUUGAGCAACUAUCCCAUGUACUCCGCAGUACUGGCUGCCGAUCCGGAUGAAAUGCCUCUCAGCCAACGCAAGCAGAUGAUGCAUCGUCACAGCAGCAUGAUGUCUCUGUCAGGCACACAUCAAAAUCAAGAGCAGCAGGCAUCAAUGGCACCUCAAGCCGCUCACAGGUCAAGCUCGGGAUUCGACCUCUCCACCGGGAGCGCCUCCUUUGACUCGCAUCAGCCAAAGAGGAACUCAUCUGUCCCAACCCCGGCCGCCCGUCAAGCGCAACUCGCCCAGUUCCGCUCCUCGGUGGCGCAAGAUCUCCGAUCCGGCUCGUCAAUGCUGAACAACCCUGGUCGCGAGACUCCUUUCUCAUCGACUAAUAAUCUUCUCGGGGGCUUGUCCGGUCGCGAGGCGGAAGUGCAGCGCAACAUCCAACUACAACGCAAUCUGCUUCUGGGGCAGAAGGAGGCUGAAGCACAGCGAAAGGAGAUGCAUCGACAAAAGAAGGAAUGGAGUGACCGGGCAUUUGAUGAAGCAAUGCGAAGCGGGGAGCUAAUGGAUGCACACCGCGAGGCCAUGAGAAAAAUGCAGUCAGGGGCCAAAUAG
This is a messenger RNA of Emericellopsis cladophorae, 3393 nucleotides long. RefSeq lists its product as uncharacterized. NCBI's taxonomy places the organism in Eukaryota, Fungi, Ascomycota, Sordariomycetes, Hypocreales, Bionectriaceae. Bases 1 to 3393 code for a protein of 1130 amino acids. The record is from RefSeq and is a predicted model, not a curated record. The transcript has 2 exons.